This is a messenger RNA of Metschnikowia bicuspidata var. bicuspidata NRRL YB-4993, 638 nucleotides long. RefSeq lists its product as uncharacterized. The transcript has a single exon. NCBI's taxonomy places the organism in Eukaryota, Fungi, Ascomycota, Pichiomycetes, Serinales, Metschnikowiaceae. The record is from RefSeq and is a predicted model, not a curated record. Bases 161 to 487 code for a protein of 108 amino acids.
ACCUCGCCCCUUCUUGCACAAGGCGUUCUCUUGGAAUCUUUCCAAAUAAUAGCUAUAUGCAUGUUUCUAAGGACAGCAGAGUGAUAUUGCUAGCAAUUUGAUCGGUACCAAGCUUUAAUCUUGAUGAUCAGAUUUAUGGGAAACUGAGACAUAGGUUCCCAUGGCUACGCUCGGCCCCGUUUCAAAUGCUCAACCGGCAGCAUUCGGCCUGGCAAAGAUAACCAUACAAAACAUUUUCGCUUCUUCAACAUACAGACACAAGAAGUCUGGUGUUGUGAAGGCAGAAUUUGUGAGUCACGAAAGUCUUUUUGGUCGAACAAAACAACAAUUGAGUUUCAGGCUUAUUGGGCGGCGUCCUGUCGAGCACCACUUUGUACGCAGUUAUCGAAAGUUUAGCUGGGCUGUGCGCUUGCUCUUCCAUCAGCAUGCAAGAACUCAAAAGUUCAAGUUCAUGCCCUCGGGCCCAGAAACGGAAACGACUAUCUAAUUACAGUGUAUGAGGGACCAAAAUAUGGUGCGGAAGAACGACCAGUCAUGCCACAACUGAGGGACCUGGAAUCCAACUAUUCUCUUUUUUUGACCUAUCGAAAGAAAAAGAAUGGGAGCAGCACAAAGUAUCAAUAGCUCUGGGCUGGUCC